AUGACCUUCGCAGUUGGAAGCUUAGCGCCAAACCUUGGUGCCGUACCUGGUGGACAACAGAGUGGUACUAGUAGUGCUACUGCCAGCCCCAAUAGGAUUGCUGUUGCUCAACCCAGACCUCAGCAGCAACAACAGUCGUUAUCUGGUUCCUCUUGGACUCGAGCCAGCGUCUUGGCCUCUGGACGUGUUGAUGGUCGGAAAGGCCCACAAGGUGUUAAAGCUUCGUCUUUAUCGGGGCACAACAACAUUCCGCCGAUAGAUAGUACAGACGAUACCAAUCUAUCAGAGUCAGAGCCGCUAAUUAGCUCCCAGCAACGAAGAUCUGCUGGCCCGUACAUUCCUCAACCUCAAUCUGUGCAAGAAAUCGGUGAAGAAGAUGGAACAGCCGCUAAUUGUUGCUCAUGUCCAUGGAAUGUACGGACGGGAGUUCAUGAAUACGGAGGCAAUCCUGCAGUCGCUGCUGGUGAUGUUGUUGUGUUUUCAGACUUCAAGCUUCGUCAAUUGUUUCGUAUUGAUAAGGACUCUGAGAUAAAGGCAAUCACUCCGGAGACGUUGUCGGAACGUUUCGCCGACAUAUCCAUUCAUCCUUCCCUCAAGUACUUGGUAUGCGUUCAUGAAGUUCAUGGACAAGACGAACAUGAUGUUACAAACCAGCUCUCUGUGGUCUCGUUGGACUCAUCGUCAGUGAACAAACCGGUUGUUGUUGCUCCUUCACAUGGACAACCUCACCGUGACUUUUACUCUGCGCCGCGCUUCUCUCCUGAUGGGAAGCAUCUUUGUUGGGUUGAGUGGGAUCAUCCUAAUAUGCCAUGGACACGAACCAACCUCGUGGUGGCAGAAUGGGAUGGAUCUAAAGUCCAAAACAUACGCAAAGUUUCUGAUGGCCAAUCUUCCAUAAGUCAACCUCGAUGGUCAAGGAAUGGCCAAAGUUUGCUCUACCUGUCUGAUGAAUCUGGAUUCUAUAAUAUUUACAGACAUCAUAUAAACUCAAAGACGUCUUCAGCUGUCCUGAAACAACCCCUCAAGGCUGAAUUUGGCUCGCCUGACUGGACGUUUGGAAACUCCACCUAUGUUCCACUUCCAAAUGAUUCCAUAAUGGCAUACUUCGUGGAAUCUGGUGUUUCAAAAUUAUCACUCAUCGAUGCCAACGGUGGCCUCCGAAUAUUGUCCACCACAUUUAUAGAUGUGAGUGGGUUGACUGUUGUGAACAGUGGUGAGAAGCCUGUCGUGUAUUUCACAGCUGGAACGAAGACCGAGGGCAAAUCUCUUUACAAGUUUGACAUUGCUACUGAAACUGCGAUAGUCGUAAAGAAAACGUCUGAUGUUGACAUUUCAGACCGAUAUAUAUCAGCCGCACAGUCUAUCGAGUUUCCGACAGCCAAUGGCAAAACGGCCUAUGCCUAUCUCUAUUUGCCUAAAAAUGAUGAUUACAAGGCACCAGACGGCGAGUUACCGCCAUUGAUACUACGCUGUCACGGUGGCCCAACGUCUCAUUGUGUUGAUUCACUCAGUUCAAGGAUUCAAUUCUACACUUCGAGAGGUUUCGCCUUUGUCGACGUCAAUUAUGGGGGUAGCAGCAACUAUGGCACAGAAUAUCGAGAGAGGUUGAACAACAAGUGGGGCGUCGUGGACCUAGAGGACUCUUGUGCGGUGGCUUUAUAUUUGGCCGAAAAGAAUCUUGUUGAUAGGAAAAGACUCGCCAUAACAGGAGGUUCUGCAGGCAAACCGGAUGUCUUUACUGCUGGAGCCUCAUCAUAUGGCGUUUCAGAUUUGGUAUCUCUCUUCCAAUUCACGCAUAAGUUCGAAUCACACUAUCUUGAAAUGCUGAUUGGAGGAACGCCAACAACAGCCGCAGAAUUGUACCAUGAUAGGUCGCCCAUUCAUUUUGCCGACAAGAUCAAGGCUCCAUUGCUUGUAUUGCAAGGCACAGAAGAUCGCGUGGUGCCUCCAUCGCAGUCACAAGCCAUUGUUGAUUCAAUUACCCACAAUGGUGGCCUUGUCAAGUAUGUUUUGAUGGAAGGAGAAGGUCACGGCUUCCGAAAAAGCGAAAAUAUUGUAAAAUCUGUAAAUGAGGAGUUGCAUUGGUACCAAACGGUGUUCAAAACCGGUGAUUCCGAAUGA
Synchytrium microbalum is the source of this 2121-nucleotide messenger RNA. RefSeq lists its product as uncharacterized. Gene Ontology annotation, molecular function: serine-type peptidase activity. Bases 1 to 2121 code for a protein of 706 amino acids. Lineage: Eukaryota; Fungi; Chytridiomycota; Chytridiomycetes; Synchytriales; Synchytriaceae. The transcript is spliced from 13 exons. Gene Ontology annotation, biological process: proteolysis. The record is from RefSeq and is a predicted model, not a curated record.